Messenger RNA from Perkinsus marinus ATCC 50983, 678 nucleotides. RefSeq lists its product as hypothetical. The coding region runs from base 1 to 678 and encodes 225 amino acids. Lineage: Eukaryota; Perkinsozoa; Perkinsida; Perkinsidae. The record is from RefSeq and is a predicted model, not a curated record. The transcript has 6 exons.
AUGCAGAACGUCCGUAAGCCUUAUGAUGACGAGUGGCACAACGUGUGGAAGGCCAUUUUCGGACCUAUUUUGAAUCUUAAAUCGAUAAGAUACGCCAUCGUGAUUCAGGUUUCCACCCUAGGUCUCCGAGACGACAGCAAGGCACAGCACAUGCUAAACACUGCGGCUCAGUUGGUUAUACCUAUUAUGAAAAAACGUCGAUGGAGAGUUGCCCACAUGAUGGAAUUCGUUCCUAAGAAUAACAGACUUCUCGGCCUCAACGUUAACCGAGGCUUAGCAGUGAAGAUACGCCUUCGUCGCAACAGGGAUCCAGGACACUUUCUGUCGUAUAUGGAUAUCCUUGGUACUAUUCUACAUGAGCUCGUCCACAACUCGUACGGUCCUCAUAACGCCACUUUUUAUAAAUGUCUUGACGAUAUCAAAGCGGAAUGUGAGCUACUCAUUUUGGGUCAUCCCUUGUCGUUGGAGCUCUUCCGUGGGAGGACCCAGGGAUAUGAAUCGGAUGCUACUUCAUCUAACACUGACAAGCUGGUCGAGUUCAGCGCGGGAGUUGGCCGGAAGCGAACGACUAAGGGAAAAACGGCUCGAGUGAAGCGAGGCCGGGGGAGAAGGUUGGGCGGCGAUAGGCAGGCCUAUGCUGAGCUCUCACAAAGGGAGCUUGCGAGGUUCGGAGAGUAA